Centropristis striata (black sea bass) is the source of this 6129-nucleotide messenger RNA. Its product is annotated as synaptopodin-2. Lineage: Eukaryota; Metazoa; Chordata; Actinopteri; Perciformes; Serranidae. Gene Ontology annotation, cellular component: nucleus; Z disc; actin cytoskeleton. The record is from RefSeq and is a predicted model, not a curated record. The coding region runs from base 41 to 4657 and encodes 1538 amino acids. Gene Ontology annotation, molecular function: actin binding. Gene Ontology annotation, biological process: positive regulation of actin filament bundle assembly. The transcript has 5 exons.
GAUCGCGCUUUGGAGGUCUGGCUGAGGAGCUGCGCGCAGCAUGGGCACCGGGGAUUACAUCUGCGUUACACUGCGUGGUGGUGCACCCUGGGGAUUCACCCUGAGAGAGGGAGAGGGGGACACCUACAGACCUUUCUUGGUCUCCCAGGUAGAAGAAGGUGGCCGUGCCUUCUUAGCUGGGGUGCAGGAAGGUGAUGAGUUGGUAUCACUCAACGGAGAGCCAUGUGCUGAUCUCACCCUUUUAAGUGCCUUCUCACUCAUCGACACAUCGAUCGGCUGUCUGCAGCUGCUCGUCAAAAGAUACUGCAGCCUCCCUUCAGAAGACUAUGAACCAGAGGAGACAUACUGUGGUGAGAGGGACUCCUCUGGUGAAGCUUUAGAGAGCACCACCCUACACAUCUUCUCCCCAAAACACAGGUCCCAAAUCCCAAGGGAACUCUACAUAUCUGAGUCCCAGGAUGAGGUCUACUAUGGGGAGUUGGGCAGUGACACAGAGGUUCCCAAGGGACCCCAGCUUCUUUGCACCCAGCUACACACCUCACCAAGUGAUCGGGGAGGCCAGGAGCCUGUUUUCAAGGGAAAUGAUGAAGAAGCUUGGCGGUGCUUCUCCCCUGGGGACAUGGUGGAGCUCCAGGUGUCCCUCUCUGAGCAAACCUUGGACGAUGUGGGCUGCACCUCUCUUGGGAGUGCUCAUGGGAUAGAGGGAGAACUCUCAAACAGAGAGACUGUUGAGACGAUCCACACCACCACCGCAUCACACUACGUACCGUCUUCUGUCAGAGAGCCCCUCGCUCAGCAUGGAGUGGUACUCAGUUCUCCUUCGAUGCUGGGGCAGGUGGAGGUAAUUUUGCAGCAGCCGGCAGCAUCAAGAGCAGGGAGGGGCAUCCCAAGUGUGGGUGGCCCCAGGGUCAGUGGAAGUGUUGGAUCCCAAAGCGAGGGAGAAGAAGGAGGAGGGCACAGUGAGGGAGUUCCUGGGUCUUUCACUGUGUCAUUUGGAAUUCCCUCAGAAGAGGCGACACCAGCAGAAGAGCGGGAAUCUGAUUCUGAGGGGGAUCAAGAUAAACCCAACAAGCAUCGGCCAAGACACGCCAGGCUCAGGCGCAGCGAGAGUCUGUCUGAGAAGCAGGUGAAGGAGGCCAAGUCCAAAUGUAAACGUAUUGCCCUCCUUCUUACGGCUGCUCCGCCCAACCCCAACAACAAGGGGGUGUUGAUGUUCAAGAAACAUCGGCAGAGGGCCAAGAAAUACACGCUUGUGAGCUACGGCACGGGAGAAGACGAACCCGAGUACAGUGACGAAGAGGACGAGGAAAACGAAGACAACGAACAAGAAACCCACACUGUUGAAUUCACCCUUUUGGCUCCAGACGGUUCAGAAAUUGACAAGCAUUUCCUCACUAAUGCCCAUAGUAGCAAAGGUGUGCUAACUAUCAACUGGGAUAAAGGUCUCCUUGAGAUUGAAAGGAGCCUGAACAACCAAGCAGAGAUGGAGUGUUUGCCUGAAACCAGGGGCAAGGGUGCCUUAAUGUUUGCCCAACGGCGUCUAAGGAUGGAUGAGAUAGCUGCUGAACAUGAGGAGCUUAGGCGACAGGGGAUUCCUGUGGAAAGUGUCUCAGUGGCUGAAAAGAAAAUAGAAGAGCACUCCUACAUGCAGUCCACAACUGAGGGCCAUGCUUAUAUGGAUGUAAAUGUUCACCAACAAAGCCAACAACAACAACAACAGUACCAGCAAUAUCAGGAGCAGCAGUACUAUGAGCAACAACAGAACUACCAACAACAACAAUACCAACAACAGUAUCAACAGCAGCAGUAUGAACAACAGCAUUAUCAACAACAGCAAAUGUAUCAGCAGCAGCAGCAGCAGCAACAAUAUCAUCAGGAGCAACAGCAAAUGCAGCAAUAUUCGACAAACAUCAAUGGCACAGUCCAACACCAAACCAAUGAAAUGCAGAGUUCUUUCAGCAAUCGUACUGCAAAACCUUUCUCAGCGGAAAACAUGGCGGCUACCCCUUAUUCUACAGCAAUGAGUGGGACCAAUCAGGAGUCUGUGGGCCAAGGAGAGCAGAUAGCCUCCCGCGAUGAACGCAUUUCUACCCCUGCAAGUCGGUCUGGACUUUUGUCAGAUGCAAGGAAAAGAAAUGUUGUCAAGCCUAUGUUCACAUUUAAGGAAGCACCAAAAGUAUCACCUAACCCAGCCCUUCUAAACCUCCUCAACAGAAGUGAUAAGAAGUCGGGUUUUGAGUCAGGACCUGAGGAAGACUACCUUAGCCUUGGGGCUGAGGCUUGUAAUUUCCUGCAGUCUCAAGGACUUAAACACAAGACUCCUCCACCAGUGGCUCCAAAGCCUGUGAUCAAUCCCAACUCUCCUCCUUGGUCCCCACAGAUAGAAAUGACCAACCAGAACAUGCCUCAACAAGCUGAAAAUAGUGUAUCCACACCUGCUGUAGCCCCCACCACAGUGACUACCCCUGCUCCAGAACUAGAGCCAACCCCCGCACCUGCCCCUGAGCCCUCUCCCCCUCCUGCUCCCCAGGAAGUUCCUGCCAACACCACCACCACAGAGGAACAUCACACAUGGACUCUUACGGACCCUGAAUCUCAACAGCAGCCUCUGCAAGUGACAGCUCAGGAGGAAAAUGGCCAAACAAAUCUUACCCUGCAGCCCGAGCCAGCACCAGUGACCAGCUGGGCUCCAGCACAAACACAAGCACAACAACAGCCAUCUACCAAUGUUUGGCAUCCAGCUCAAGUGCAGCCCCAGGAACCACCUCCAAGUCAGUCCCCACAACAGCCACCUUGGGUGACACGUCAGCCUACUCAGCCCCCAGCACAGCCUCAACCCCCAACAAAUACCUGGACCCCUCAAAUUCAGCCAUCCUGGAGUCAGUCCCAAGAUCAUGCACAUGCCCAGACACAUGAUCAGCCACCCUGGGCCAAGCCUCAAGAGCAACCACAGGUUCAGCCACCCUGGACACACACCCAUGAGCAGCCAAAUCUGCAGCAAAUGCAACCAGCUUGGGGUCAACCUCGAGAACCAAUGCAGCAGCAACCCCAGGCCCCAUGGGCACAGCCAUCACAAACAGACUCUCAGCCUGAGCCACCAUGGGCUCAACAACCACAGCAAAAACCCCAAGCACAACCUCCUUGGGCUCAACAGAUUCAGCAAGAAUCCCAGCCACAGCCGCCAUGGGUUCAGCAACCACAGCAUCAGGCUCCACAACAAGCAUGGCCGCAAGCCCAAGCACCAGGUCAGCCUCAACCACCUUGGGUCUCACCUCAGCCUCAACAGCAACAGCAACAGCAACAGCAACCUUCAAUUAAUGCAUGGCCUCCAUCACAAGCUCAAGCCCAAGUUCAGCCACCUUGGAUCCAGCCAUCCCAAGCACAAUCUCCACCGCAGCCUCAAGCCAUUUUGAAUCCAUGGGCGCCAGUACCUGCCCAGGCCCCGUCCCAACCAUCAUGGGCCCAGCACCCUUCAGAACAUAGUCAGCACCCAAUGAAUUCUUGGGCCCAAGAGCAAAAUCAGACCCAACAUCAGCCACCAUGGGCUCAACCAGUUCCAUCCCAGCCCACACCACAGCCAAACUGGCAACAACCCACUCCAACAACUCAACCACAGGCACCAAUGAAUACAUGGCCUCCACCUCAGGCACAACCCCAAACACCUGUGAAUGCCUGGGCACCACAGCCAGAACAAACGCCUAUGAAUGUUUCCACGUCAAUGGUGAACACUCGCCCCUCGCCAAAACCUUGGCAUCCACCACAAAAUGCCCCACAAAACCGGACCCCACCACCUCCACCACAGCGAAUGCACUCUUUUACCAUUGGUCAACGAGUUUCAUCACCCAUCAACCCAAUGGCCACAGUCUUAAACCCAGCAUCCCCAGGUUCAUCUUUUGAGAUGCCAGUUGUCAGAGGGAAAGGAGCUGAUAUGUUCGCCAAGAGGCAGUCUCGCAUGGAGAAAUUUGUUGUGGACUCUGACACUGUACAAGCAAACAAGGCAAGCCGCUCAACAUCGCCAGUUGCUUCCUUACCGACUGAGUGGAAAUAUACACCCAAUGCACUUGGCAGGAGCUACUCCCUUUCCCCACCAGCCAGAGUACCAUCCGCAGUCCAGAAGUCAGUCUCGGCUUCUUCUUCCCCCAGGCCUCCGGCUCGGGCCUCCACAACUCCCCCAGCAAGGCAGACAUCCUGGCUUGAGAAGGGCCGUAAACCCCUUAUGCCCUGGGAGGCUGCCUCCCGACAUCCUCUGGGCCUGGUGGAUGAAGCCUUUGUUUCCCAGAACUUCCAGCAAAGCCUCGCCACAAAUGUUCGCUUGGCAGCCCAGCGCAAAAAGCUGCCCGAGCCGCCAGAAGAGUGGAAAGCCAGGGUGUCCUACCAAGCCCCACAGAAAACAGCCAGCCAGACCUGGAGCCAGAGUCAAAGCCGCAGUCAGAGUCGAGCUCCGCUGCCUUCAUUUGGGUCCCUAACAAGGAGCGCUGUCUCGACUCCUGCUGGUCAUGCUGGUUACAAUUCCCUGCCCAGACAGUGGCGGCCACAGAGGUCAGUUACACAGGCAAACCUGGGGCCUUCAGUGUCCUCAUCUGAGUUUAGGAGUCCUAUAGGAAAACAAACUUACAAGUCUGUGUACACAAGCAACACUUGGAGUUGGAGGCGGUAGGAUGCAACUCAACCCGUGUGACCUUUUAAAGAGUAAAAUCUCAUGUUUUACUGAUUCCAUAAAACAAUCAAGUGCCUUUUCUUUUUCUUAAUUCUGAACAAACAAGUGAGGAGGAAUAUAUAAUGGAAGUUUGUUAGAAUUCUCCUUGUUUUGACAUCUUUCUUUUUUAGCUAUUUCCAGGUUUUUUGCUUUUAAAGUCUAUCUAAGGUUUUAGAUGAAAUUGUUGCAUGUCAUAAUCAAAUGUGAAAAGGGAUGAUUGCUCUCAAUAUAUGGAGACUUUAAAAUAAUUUCUGUAACAUUUAACUGACAAUUUUGUAGAUUGGUAAAUACACUGAAGUGGGCCUGUAGUUUAUCAGAUGAGGUAAUGAGUAUGUUGUUUAGAAUGGACAUAAUGAGUGCAAAAGAAUAGUACAAAAUACGUGGAAAGAUUUGAGUUAUUGUAAAGUAAGGGUAUAUCUGGAAAAAAUUAACUGCUCAGAUAAGCUUUCGGAAUAAAGGAAAUAAUUGUCUUUAGAAAAGAGAUAUGUGAGGAUGGAAAGAACCAGUGAUCCCUGCCCAUGACACAGGAAGCUGCAAGCAACAAUUGAAUUGUUUUGAGCUUGUAGCUUUGCCAUUCAUCCUGGUUUCAUUUUCUGCUGUGGAUGUACGUAUUUAGCAUGCAGUGAUUACGCACUUUUUCUGCCGUUGUUUUUUUUAUUUUAAUACUUAAGAAUAAUUACAUUUGCUGAGUUUCCAGAUCAGAAAAUAAUUUCUGUGUCAGUAUCCAAUUAGUGAUGCAUUAGAAGUUAGGCUUAAAACUUGUGGAAAGGUUAGUACUAUAACUCAGCAUGUUGUGCAAGCUUUAAUGAGUGAGAUUAAUUUACUUAUUUACCAGGUGCAUUUUAAUUACUGCAUUAGCAUUUGGUGACUAACUAGGGGAGAUGAGAAGCUCAAAGUGGAGCAUCUUUUUUUUACUGUUAUAGUUUUCUGUAGACUUUUUCUCUUUGGGCACCUGGAAUGAAUGGGCACAUUCCAGUAGUUGUGAUGAAAGUUGAAUUGAAGUAUGUUGAUUAGUCCUAAUUAUGGCUACAGUAACAGAUUGUUUUAGUUUAUGACAGUUUUACUGGCACUGGGAGAAUUGCUUACAGUAUGUAAUGGGUUUGUGGCUUGCGUUUGGUUUGGGCUUUUGUUAUAGACUCCAAAGAUUAAAGCUUGGCUGGUGUUUCCACAGAGUGUACAUAAUGUCCUAAUGUGAUUCUCACCAAGCAAUCUCAUGAACAUAAAUUAGAUUUAUCACACAGCAUUGUGUUGUGUCUCAACUGACUCACUGAGCAUCCUGACAGACUGUAGUGUAUCUGUGAUAGUUAUACUGUAUUGCCUCCAUUCACACAACACGUAUUAUGGUCAUAAUACAAUACCAGUAAUCAAUUUCUGUUAUGAUAUAGACUCACAUUUUACAAAAUAAAUACAACCAAAUAGCACUAUUUCACAAA